This is a messenger RNA of Phyllostomus hastatus (greater spear-nosed bat), 2236 nucleotides long. It is a transcript of the gene TOR1B, whose product is annotated as torsin family 1 member B. Gene Ontology annotation, biological process: nuclear membrane organization; protein localization to nucleus. The transcript is spliced from 5 exons. The record is from RefSeq and is a predicted model, not a curated record. Gene Ontology annotation, cellular component: endoplasmic reticulum lumen; nuclear envelope; endoplasmic reticulum. NCBI's taxonomy places the organism in Eukaryota, Metazoa, Chordata, Mammalia, Chiroptera, Phyllostomidae. Bases 53 to 1060 code for a protein of 335 amino acids. Gene Ontology annotation, molecular function: ATP hydrolysis activity; kinesin binding; ATP binding.
CCCCGGCGGCGGGACCCCAGGGCGCAGAGGAGAGGCUGUCUGCGAUCGAAAGAUGCGGGCGGCCGGGCGGCUCGGGGCCGGCACGGCGCUUUGGCUGCUGCUGGGGGCCGAGGCGGUGGCGGCGUUCGAGCCCGUCACCGUGGCCGUCGUCAUCGGGGUCGCGUCCCUCUACGUAGCCUACCGACACCCGGCCCUGUACUGUCGCUUCGCCGAGUGCUGCGGCGAGGAGAAGCCGCUCAACGCGUCCGCCCUCCAGCUGCAGUUGGAGGAGAAGCUGUUCGGGCAGCACCUGGCCACGGAGGUGAUUCUCAAGGCGCUGACCAGCUUCAAGAACAACAAAGAACCCAAGAAACCACUGACUCUUUCCUUACACGGCUGGGCUGGCACAGGCAAGAAUUUCGUGAGCCAAAUUGUGGCUGAGAACCUUCACGCAAAAGGCCUGAAGAGUAACUUUGUCCACCUGUUCGUGUCGACCCUGCAUUUCCCGCACGAGCACCAGAUAAAACUGUACCAGGACCAGCUACAGGGGUGGAUCCGGGGCAACGUGAGUGCCUGUCCCAGCUCCGUGUUCAUAUUCGACGAGAUGGACAAGUUGCACCCCGGGAUCAUCGACGCCAUCAAGCCGUUCCUCGACUACUACGAGCAGCUGGAAGGCGUGUCUUACAGGAAGGCCCUCUUCAUCUUCCUCAGCAACGCGGGCGGGGACCUCAUAACCCAGACAGCGCUGGAGUUCUGGCGGGCCGGGAGGAGGAGGGAGGACAUCCAGCUGCGCGACCUGGAGCACGUGCUGUCCGUGGGCGUCUUCAACAACAAGCACAGCGGCCUGUGGCACAGCCGGCUGAUAGACAGAAGCCUCAUCGACUACUUCGUGCCCUUCCUGCCCCUGGAGUACACGCACGUGAAGAUGUGUGUCCGCGCGGAGAUGCGGGCCCGUGGCGCGGCCGUCGACGAGGACGUGGUCACCCGAGUGGCCGAGGAGAUGACGUUUUUCCCUAAAGACGAGAAGGUCUACUCGGACAAGGGCUGCAAGACCGUGCAGUCCCGGCUGAGUUUCUACUGACCUGCCGUCCGACCGGGGUGGGCGGCAGCUGGGCGCUGCGCCGGCCCCAGCCCUGCCUUAUGGAGUCGCUUUCGAUCGGGGAACUCAGGAGUUACAGGUUUUCGCCCUCGUCGAUAGGCUUCCCAGGUGCCCGUGGGAAGCCGUUACCCCGGGAACUGGAACGUGCAGCCUGGCGCCCUUCUGCCCUCGUGCCCCGCCCGGGGCGGCCGCCGGGGGUGGAGAUGGUAUCGGGUCAUUGGUACCUGGGGAAGAAGCGCUAGGAAUACGGCAUCCACACUGCAACUCUUACAAUUCACCUUUCUUCCAAACCCCUUGCCUACCCUUUCUUCUUCUAAAAACUGUCGGCUUGCCCUGACCGGGGAGGCUCAGUGGGUUGAGCACCAGCUGGCGAACCCGAAGGUCUCCGGUUCGAUUGCCAUUCAGGACACGUGCCUGGGUUGUGGGCCCUGUCCCCAGUUGGGGGCGUGUGAGAGGCAACCAGUCGAAGCCUUUCUCCCUCUCUUUCUUUUUCCCUUACCCUCUCUCUAAAAAUAAAAUCUUUAAAAUAGAAAAAAAUAAAUAGGUUGGUUUGAGGGGAGCUGUUAGGAGGACUUUUGAGGGUGCAUAGCCUGUCAUCUCAGAUCGCCGGGGUCUGAUUAAAGCGCCCACGAAGACCCCACACCUGUGUCUACGGACUGGUCAUGGUAGUGGCAGGCAGCAUGAAUGCCGGCUUUUCCGGCACCCCUGGUGGGGCACCUGCACUGCCACCCAGUGAGUCUGGGUACUGGCAGGGGUCCCUUGGGCUGCCUGGACUGGGGGGACCCUGGGGUGCAGAUCUGGAGACCCUCCUCCUUCGACUCUCGACACUCCCUGCUGCCUUCGCCCGAGGCCGGUCCCUGUGCUGUCCGGGUCGGGGUCGCGGUCAGUCCCGCGGUGACUGAGGUGCCUUCUGUGUUGCGUGAGGACUCGGGUGCUACGGAGCCCCGUCCGGUGCGAGCGUAUCACGAGUGGGAGUCCUGUACACUGGGAAUGCCGGGGUUGUCAAGGGUGUGCUAUUUUUAUAAUGUUUUUAUGUACGAAUCCUAGAGAAUACAAAUGCAGGAUGUUUUUGUAUUUUAAAACAUGGAAAGGACACACAUGGAAUAAUUGCCUACUUUAUCAGAAAUUCUGAAAAUAAAUGGUGAAGUGUACUGUCAA